UGAUUAUUAUCCCUGAUGCAAGAAAAGGGAGCAUAUCUGCAUGCAGCGGUGGUUUGUUCACCACUGCAGAAGCAGGACCAGGGCUGUUGUGCUAGCUUUGUUCUCCAAGAGAAACCGCUUGUAAUUCAGUCGUCUCCCUCCUUUUGCCCUGGGAAGGAACAGCUUGAAAACAGUCGAUUUAAAAUGAAGGUAUGUUUUGACUGUGGAUCGAAAAACCCUAGCUGGGCAAGCGUAACAUACGGAGUGUUUCUUUGUAUUGAUUGUUCAGGGACCCAUCGAUCGCUUGGUGUGCACUUAAGUUUCAUUCGAUCUACAGAACUGGAUUCCAAUUGGUCUUGGUUUCAACUGAGAUGCAUGCAAGUUGGAGGAAAUGCAAAUGCUUCUGCUUUUUUCCAUCAACAUGGAUGCACAACAAAUGACACUAAUGCAAAGUAUAACAGUCGAGCUGCUCAGCUUUACAAGGAGAAGAUUAAAUCUCUUGCAACACAAGCAACAAGAAAGCAUGGUACUGAUCUGUGGACAGAUGGAUGUGGAAUGCCACCUGUGUCACCUCAACACAAAGAAGAGGACUUUUUUGCAUCCCAUGCUUCUUCCAAGAAUACAGAAUGGGUAUUAUCAGAGCCCGAACCAGUUCCUCUACAACCGAAAGCUCCAGAAAAUGUUCCAGAAUGCUAUGAAGGUGGACCAGAACAUGGACCAAGUGUUGAUUGCCUUAGUACAUCACCGAAAGCCACAUUAGAGAACACCUCCUUCAUAAAAAAGAAGCCGAAUCAAGUUAAGAAAGGGCUUGGCGCCAAAAAAGGCGGUUUGGGGGCACAAAAAGUCAGCAGCCAAAGCUUUAAUGAGAUUGAAAAACAAGCACAAGCUGUAGAUAGAAUGAAGGAACAAGAGGAUCUUCAUAGCAGUAAGAAAACAGAGAUGGAAGAGCCACUUGUAUCAUCUUUACGAUUGGCCUACAGAGAUCUUGAUAUAAAAACAAAAGAAGAAAAGUUAAAUCUAUCUGGUAAGAAGAAAAAUGAACUGGAGAGGCUUGGCAUGGGAUUUGGCAGCAACAGAAGUGGCAUUUCCCACUCUGUCAUCUCAGAUAUGCAAACAAUAGAACAGGAAACACCAACAAUUGCAAAACCUAAGAAAAAGUACACAGAUGAUGUAGAAGACUCAUAUUUCUCUUCUUCUAGUUCAAGGUACUAUGAUUCUUCAGAUUUGAGAAGCAACACUUUCUCUAAGUGGGAUGACAAUUCAGAUCCUUUUUGGAAGAAGGAAAGUAGAGAUGUUGAUGUAAUAUUAACUUCAAAAAAUACAGGAUUUUCAGACAGGCCUGCAUCUCGUCGUAAGCCUGAAUAUGAGCCAUCUUUAAGCACAGAUGAGGCACAAAAAAAAUUUGGCAAUGUAAAAGCAAUAUCAUCAGACAUGUAUUUCGGAAGGCAAGAUCAUGCAGAUUAUGAAGCUAGGGCUCGACUAGAAAGACUUUCUGGAAGCUCCUCUAUAAGUUCAGCUGACCUGUUUGAAGACCAGAAAAAGCAACCAGCAGCAAACAAAUAAAGCCCCAAAAUCCUAUAAUAAUCUUUUAUGAAAACAAAGGAGAUGACACCUAGAUUCACGUAAUCUUUUGAUGAGUUACCACAUGCCACAUGCGUGCCACCCAUUGUAAUAAUAAUGUUGAAUCUACUUCGAACACUGGUCUUGCCAAGUUAUUAAGGAAAUUUUGCAAGCUGUUUGUCUAUCAAGAGGAUUUAUUGGAGUACUUACCCUGGAGAGUACAUAUCAUCGGGUUAGAAAUGAGUAAGUAUUAGAGCGAAAAGUAGUAUUUAGGCUAUUGAAAAUCUCAUUGUUUUUUAACACCCUGCUAGUAAUUCAACAAUGUAGUGUCAUUUCAAAAUAGGCUCUAUCCUUUCUCAGAAUAUGAUACUUGAGGAUUCUGCUCAUUUAUACGCUAGGUGUGUGUGUGUGUGUAUACAUGAUAAAAUUCUCAUCAUAUUCUACAUGAGGAUACUUACUGGCCAUUAUACAAAAUGUAUUAUGUGUGAAGGAAUUGUACACACGUUUAUUCGUUACUGACUACUUGGAAAGGCUCUUAGGGCGUGUGGAGUACAGAGAUUUCUUACAAAAGAAUGAGAAAUAUUUUCCUGCAUUUCAUGGUUAGUUACUCACUAUGACUGGCAACCUUGUUACGUAAUUCAACAGUGAACUUGAAGUUACCUUACAAGGUGGCUCAAUUUCCUGUAUAGUUACUACACUUCAGAGCAAUAAAAGUGAGGAAACAGUACACCAAGAAUGAUUAGUACGUGUAUUUUAAAUUCACAUUAUAUUCAGGUGCUAGGAUCUGCCUUUCCUGCUUGUUUAUCUGUUACAAUCCCCUUCUCAAGGGUUACUUUUAGACUGUGACCGUUUGUGAUAUUUUACUGCACUCAUAGCUUGUCUGGUGUUGGAUUAAUGCCAAGAUCGUCAUCAGUUCCGUAAAACAAACGUAAUCAGAAGACCGGAGGUUGGCAACAAAUGUGCUGCUGUAAUUCUGGGGUCCUUGCCCGUAUAGAGUGUCUUGAAACUAAAGAUGUUUUCAUGAACACUGCUGAGAUUUUAUGUCGCAAAGUUUCAGGAUACCUGUCUUUACACAGAAUGCUGUAGGAUCUAGUUACCAAAAACAUAAGGCUGCAAAAAGGAGUUUUUACUUUGUAUUUUCUUUUAUACCGGUUGCUUUUGAAAGAUGGCAUGUCAGAUAGUUGACUUGCAAAGGAUGAUUUUGAUGGAAGUUAGAAAAAAGGAGUUACCUACCUCUGUCACUUUGUGCAAUUGUCUGGGAAACUUCUUGUAAACUAGAAAAACGAGAAAAAUCAUUUGACUGAGAAGAGAGUAGAGAUUCAUUCCCAGAUCUUAAUUCUGCACAAGCUCUUUCACUGACAUUUGUGUCCUUUACAGUAUCGGACAUUUAGAAGACUUCAGAAUACUUUGCAGAAUUUAGCAUGUCGAUAAUUCUUCUCACUGAUGAGCGUUUGGUUGUAAUUGUACGCAUGUUACUAUUUACUGCGCAGUUAGUUUUGAAACACCUUUGCUUUCUGUUAUUUUUAGACCUGUACUUCUCAUAAUAGCAGUAGAGGUAAUGCUGUUUUUAAGGAAGGUUGGAUUCCCAGCUUUGUUGGGGAGUGUUAAAACCUGCGAUGUAAAUGACCAUUACUAUAAUUCCACAGAAUUUUCCAAGCUGUGGAUAUAGUAAUGCAAAAUGUGUGUGUGUGUGUGUACAGAAAGCAAAACAUGCCCAUGUGUGCGCACAAAUAGGGUUCAUUACUUUUCAUUCAUCUCCAAAUUGCAAUGUAAGAACAGCUCUUCAGGAUACAAGACAUACCACUGCAGCAGGUUGGAAGCACAGGAUAAAUCAUGUCUCAUCCAAAUGUAUAUUGCUUAACUGGGAAUGCAAAGUGUAGAAAAUGACAGACAUGGUGGAAAUAUGAGCUAAUAUAAAAAUAAAAAGCAAGAUGCAUUUAAGAAGUUUGAGAUUUAGGCCUCCUGUUUACUAUAGUGGUUAUCAGAUGUUCAUUUUUAGUCCUCUUAGUAUAAUAUUGUACUUCAUAGGGGAAGAAAGAAGUCUGCUUUUAUAAGAAACUGUUUUCUUUUUGUCUCUGUGUGUAUCCCC
Numida meleagris (helmeted guineafowl) is the source of this 3628-nucleotide messenger RNA. It is a transcript of the gene ARFGAP3, whose product is annotated as ADP ribosylation factor GTPase activating protein 3. Gene Ontology annotation, biological process: COPI coating of Golgi vesicle. NCBI's taxonomy places the organism in Eukaryota, Metazoa, Chordata, Aves, Galliformes, Numididae. The coding region runs from base 16 to 1542 and encodes 508 amino acids. Gene Ontology annotation, molecular function: GTPase activator activity. The transcript has 17 exons. The record is from RefSeq and is a predicted model, not a curated record.